AUGGUGCUACAGUGUUGCAUUUGCAAAAAAACGAAAUAUUUACAUCCCGAUCUUUCAUUUCAUUUGUUUCCAAAUAAUAUUGACGAUCGAACUAUUUGGGUAGCAAAUUUAGGAGAAAAUAUAAAGGUUUCAAAAUAUUCCAGGGUCUGUUCUAUCCACUUUAGAUUAGAAGAUUUUGAAAUUAAACAAAGUGGCAAAAAAUUUUUGAGAAUUGGUGCUAUUCCAAUGUCUGAAGUUUCAGAUUCAGAAUUAGUGUUAAGAUCAGAAACUAGUAGUAAGAGAUUAUUUUGUAAAUACAUCAAUAGACAAUGCAUCACAUCUUAA
Molecule: messenger RNA, 324 nt
Organism: Diabrotica balteata
Lineage: Eukaryota; Metazoa; Arthropoda; Insecta; Coleoptera; Chrysomelidae
Source: the annotation of a GenBank genome assembly